AAAUGCUUUAAAUAAUAUUUUUAAUUUUAUCUAUUUGCAUUUCAUUUGCCACAAAUAUUUACGGGAUGAUGGCAGCUACAGAAAACAGAAGAUCGACUGCCGCGCAGUUCUUUAUGGACGAGGAAACAACACACAAUGAGUCUGUAUCAACGUAUGACAAGGUAGUGGAACUUCUGAAUCAGGCUUCUCUUGUACAGAAAGAUCAACAGAAAAUCAACAUUCUCAGACAGGUCCAGGAAUUAAUCAUUCACAAAGAUCCCACACUGCUAGAUAACUUCUUAGAUGAAAUGCUUGCUUUCCAAAGUGAUCGAUCUGUCGACGUCAAGAAAUAUGUCAUCACUUUCAUGGAGGAGGCCUGCAAAAAAGACCCAGAAUUGUUAAACAAGAUUCUACCAUGUCUACAGAUUCUACUGCAAGACGACAAUGUCAAUGUACAAAAGAAAGUCAUUCUCUCUCUACCACAAGUGUACAAAGUCAUAAUAAAGUGGUUAGCCAAGGCUAAGACAAUGACGGAGGAGAAAUCUUUUGUAUGGGAGACCAUGAAGUCAUUAAAGAACAGAAUGUUUGAGCUGAUAGACUCGGAAAACGAUGGAGUGAGAACUCAUGUAGUGAAGUUUAUGGAGGGAGUUAUCUUGACACUGUCACGCAAAACCCCUGAGUCUGAGGUACCGAAAUCUUCUAAACCUGAGGCUGAAGUCACGCUGGACAUAAUUCCAGAGGACAACAAGUUCUUACGAGUUAAGCGUCUGGAGGAACAGGGCAGACAGAUGUUUGACACACUUCUACAGUUCCAAGCUUCCCCUCAUAUAUCUAGCAUUAAUUUGAUGACUGUUAUGGGGAGCUUGACCACCAUUGCCCGCCAGAGGCCUGUCUUCUUUGGAAAAGUUGUCCAGUCUUUUGAGACAUUGCAGGUUAAUCUUCCACCGACCCUGGCUAAGUCUCAGGUGAGCAGUGUUCGUAAGAAUAUGAAGAUGCACAUGUUGUCUCUGCUAAAACACAAGGCCUCCGUGGACUAUAUCACUCAAAUCACCACCCUACUGACGGAUCUAGGUGCCACAAACUCCGAGGUGAUGAAGAGCAUGCCAAAGAUAGAUGAGAGCAGGAAGAGGAAGGCGGAGGAGGCCGGGGGAUCAAUGAAGAAAGCCAAAACUGAGACAGAGAUUGAGUUGGAUGACGAUGAUGCUGGUAUGACUCCAUUUGUGGAUCGCUCUAAAGUUAAAGCACCUGCCACGUUAAAACAGAGACAGACAGCAGUAGACAUCACGGCAGAGGACAUUAUCCCCCGUUUGACCCCACAGAAUGUUGCUGACCUCGUUCUCAUCAGCAUGGUGAUGUUGCCAGACCAGUUACCUCCCCACUUUCAGGCGACCUACACUCCCAUUGCUGCUGCUGGCACUGAAGGACAGAUUAAACACAUGGGAAGACUUCUGGCCAAUCAGCUAACUGCUGCAGGAAUGGGCAAGGGGAUUGCAGAAGUUCAGAUUGAGGAGGCUUCAGUAGAAGAUGGUGGAGCUUCUCCCGAAUAUCAGCCGACAUCUCCUAAACAGGUCAUACAGACCGUUGUCGGGGGACUUACAGAGCCACAGUCAGCAGCUUUCUCAAAGUCAUCCAAUUUACCGACAGCUCCUCAGAUUCCAUCUGUGAGGCCAGGUAUUAAACAGUUCAAACUGUCUGCAGUGACCACCGAUCUGGACAGGGACCGACUGGACGAAAUGACCAUUGCAUCGGUCAGAAGAAUACUAGAAGCCGAGAAAAGUGCAGCAUUAGGCAAUGCCCUUCCAGCCAGAACCAAAUUAUUAACAAGUCUGGUGUCACAGUUUGGUGGAGAGCUGAAAAAUUUAUUACAAGAGUACAUAUUUGAGGACCUGCGUAACCGGGCUGACGUAGCUUUCGCCUGGCUGUAUCAGGAAUACGCUAAUUGUCAGGGCUUCUGUGCCUCCAGUCUGAGAAAUGAACGCUCAUCAAUGGCCAGUUAUGAUGAAUGCUUGACCAGACUUUUAUCAGGACUACUAGAACGCACAGAACUGACCACCAAAGAAGGAUUAUUUCAUCGUUUGAUUUUGGAGGCUCCAGCUAUCACAGACAAUGCCAUUCAGAUUCUCAAGAAAUACUGCAUGGACAAAGAUCGAGUGGUGAGUGGGAUUAACACUCUUCGUCAGCUGAUUUUGACCCGACCCGCCCACAGAUUGAGAUACCUUGAGGUCUUGCUGAUGUCCUGUCACCACGACAUGCCAGAAGUGAGGGCCACUGCCAUCCACUGUAGUAAACAGCUGUAUGAAAAGGGUCACAUCAGACCGUACAUCGAGCAAUAUGCCACAAAGAUGUUAAAGAAUCUCCUUUUAACAAAACCACCAACAGAAAUGUUAGGAAAAAGUAAAAAUGACCCUGCAUUACAAACAUGGACAGAAGACACCAUUAAGAUGUGUUUAUACCUUUACCUGGGUUUGUUGCCUAGCAACCAUAAGCUAAUCCAUCAGUUAGCCAUGGUGUAUACAUCUGCCGGAGCUGAUAUCAAGAGGAUCAUCCUCAGGGCACUGGAGAAUCCCGUGAAAGGUAUGGGAAUGAAAUCCCCUGAGCUGUUAACAUUAGUGGAAAGUUGUCCAAAGGGAGCUGAAACCUUGGUCACUAGAGUCAUACACAUCCUAACAGAUAAAGCCUCACCAUCACCUGAAUUGGUGGAGAGAGUCCGUGAUCUUUAUCACAAACGUGUCCCUGAUGUCAGAUUCCUUAUCCCAGUUCUCACCGGACUUUCCAAGGAUGAAGUGAUACAAGCCCUGCCCAAACUAAUCAAGUUAAACCCCAUUGUUGUGAAGGAGGUGUUUAACCGUCUUCUUGGUGGCCAUAGCGACGCUAACUACACCUCUCCCCUUACUCCUGUGGAUCUGUUAAUAGCACUACACAACAUAGACCCAGCCAAGUGUGACAUGAAGACCAUCAUUAAAGCUACAAACCUGUGCUUCAGUGAGAAGAACAUUUACACUCAGGAGGUUCUGGCAGUAGUGAUGAAGACCUUAAUGGAACAAGACCCCCUCCCUACACUGUUUAUGAGGACGGUUCUACAGUCCCUGUCUAUGUAUCCCAGACUGAUGGGAUUUAUUCUCAAUAUCCUUCAGAGGCUCAUUGCUAAAGAGGUCUGGAAGAAUAAGAAGGUCUGGGAAGGUUUUAUUCGAUGUUGUCAGAAGAUGAAGCCUCAGUCCUUUGCUGUUUUACUGCAGUUAAAAGCUCCUCAGUUAAAGAGUGUAUUUGAGAGUUGCCCAGACCUCAGAGAACCGCUACUAAACCAUGUCAACUCAUUCGCUCCAAACCAGAAAGCUCACCUGCCCAAAUCAGUGUUAGCUGUCUUGGAGAAUCCCCCAGAGGUGACCCCCAUUACACCCCAGGCUGAGGUGGCACCACCUACCCCCGUCCCCUUCACCCCCACAGUUCUAGCACCACAGGUUACCACAGUGAAGAUUGAGAAUACUGUAGUACCUAUGGAGACCCAGUCUAUACAAAGUGUUCAGUCAAUUCAGACCAUAGGAUCAAACUUGGUUCAAGUGAAGCAAGAGCCCCCUGAUCCUGAAGAAAUUGCUAGACAAGCAACUGAAAACAGAGAGCCACAGGAAUCAGGGGCCAGAGAUUCACCAGAGAAAGACAGAAAAGAGAUGCCAGCCAGGAGGAAAUCAAAGAGGUCAACAGAGGAUAGAGCCGAGACUGAGAUGGAGGAAGCUGACUCUCCAGAGAAUGCCCUCGCUAUUGCUGAGGAAACCAUGGACACGUCUGUUAAUAAUGACUCACAAGGGGAGCAGUCACAAGAUUCUACAGGAGAUCAUCCACCAAAGACGAGUCGAUCUAAGUCAUCAGAAUCUAGUUCAUCCGAGGCUAGGCCCAGAAGAAGCACAAGGUCACGGAAAUAGGUCAUCUCUUUAUUCAUUCCUGACGUUCGUGUAACAGCAGUGCCUUGUUGGGAUCCAUGAAUAGUUUCUUUUGACUUUUACUGAUGAACAACUAGUGCUGUUAAGUAAGCUCUGAUUAGUGAGCUAGACAAAAUGUUGUGUACAUUGAAAAAUUUGUGAAAUUGAAAAUAAAUACAGGUCUGUUAUAGACUGUAAAACUUUU
Molecule: messenger RNA, 4098 nt
Organism: Saccostrea echinata
Lineage: Eukaryota; Metazoa; Mollusca; Bivalvia; Ostreida; Ostreidae
Product: symplekin-like
Exons: 32
Coding region: 66-3896 (1276 amino acids)
Cellular component (GO): mRNA cleavage and polyadenylation specificity factor complex
Source: RefSeq, a predicted model, not a curated record